ACCCAGUGUUAAAACACGGAAGUCCUGUUAGCACCCUGUGUGUGUGUGUGUGUGCGCGUGUGUGUGUAUGUCUCUCCCACCUCUCUUUAAAGAGACUUUAAAGUGUCAGAGAGGGAGGGGGUCCCGAGGUGCUUCUGCGGCUGCCAGGUGAUCCGCGGCCAGAGGAGAGAUGAGCCGAGGAGGGAAGACCAAAUCGCAGGAUCACGUCCACAGCGUGCUCUUGAGCAUCCAGGAGAACGAGCGGGUGGAGGACCUGCUGGGGAGGAGAUGUGUGACGCUGGCGACAGCUGUGGUUCAGCUGUACAUGGCCGUGCCCCACUCGCCCAACCAGUGGAGCCUGCAGCACACUGCCGUUGUGUGCUUCGUCAAGGACAACCCCAGGCGCUCCUACUUCAUCCGUCUCUUUGACAUCAAGGACGGCAAGCAGAUCUGGGAGCAGGAGCUGUAUGAGGAGAUGACCUACGCCAACCCUCUGACCUACUUCCACACCUUCCCAGCAGACGACUGCCAGGUGGGUCUGAAUUUUGCGAGUGACCAGGAGUCCGCGGCCUUCAGGGAAGCUGUGGAGGACAAGAUCUCUCAGAGGGCAGAGCGCCAAGAGAGGAGACAGCACAACACAAGGAAUGAUAAACGCGGUCUGCCGCCACUGCCCCCUCCAAAUGCUCCAGGAUCCUCGCCAGCACCCAUGGCCAGCGUGGAUGUCCCUGACAUAUCGCCAUCACGCUUUCUCUCCUCCGGCCCGAGCUCUGUUCUGUCCAGCAUCACCAAAGGCAAGAAGGACAAGAAGAGCAAGAAGAAAGGAGGCAAAUUCAGCAAGGCCGACAUCGGCGCCCCUAGUGGAUUUAUGCAUGUGACACAUGUUGGAUGGGACCCAAAUAAAGGCUUUGAUAGCCAGAAACUGGACCCAGACCUGAAGAAACUCUUCGCCAAGGCUGGAAUCAGUGAGGAUCAGCUAAUGGACGCAGAGACCUCCAAGCUGAUCUAUGACUUCAUCGAGCAGCAUGGGGGGUUGGAUGGGGUCCGCAUGGAGAUGAGGAAACAAGACGCAGACACCUCUCGGGGCAGAUCUGACCCCCUGCCUCCGAUACCCGCCAGUGGCCGCUCUGUUCCUGCACCCCCUCCCCCGCGUGGCGGCCACGGCCCGCCACCUCCCCCGAGUCAUGCUCCACAAGGGCAUGGAUCCCGCAGCCUGGCGCCUCCCUCCAACCGUGGUCCGCUGCCCCCUCCUCCGCCCGCUGGCCGGCCGGGGCCCCCACCCCGCCCCCCGCUCUCCACCUCCCACCUGCCUCCUCCACCUCCUGGUCAUGCCUACUCAGCGGGACCUCCGCCGCCUCCGCCGGUGGGUGGCGGAGGGGGACCUCCACCUCCUCCUCCCCCGCCCCCCCCACCUGCGCCUGGCCCAGUGUGCAAUGAUGGCAUUCCUCGGAGCCCGUCUACUCCUCCUGCUGCUCCAUCCGGAGGAGGAGGUGGAGGGGGUAGAGGUGCCCUGCUGGACCAGAUUCGGUCGGGCAGGAAGCUAAAGAAUGUGUCAGACAGUCCCGACCCACACCCCUCAGCUGCGGCUCAGCCUGAGGAGGGAAUCGUGGGAGCGCUCAUGAUGGUGAUGCAGAAGAGGAGCAAAGCCAUCCAUUCCUCAGGAGAUGAAGAGGAUGAGGCUGAUGACGAUGAUGAUGAUGAAUGGGAUGAUUAAAUUUGUCCUGCAGGUUACAUUUCAAAGUUUUGCCUCACAAAUGGUUUUCCAUCAUCAUUGUGCUGUGCCUUUUUGUAAUAUAAUACCUUUGCAAACAUCUCAGAUCAUAUAGGUCUUAAAUUCUCAAUAUAUUCUACACUCAUGUUACGUAAAAUAUUAGGAAUGUUACACUGUUUGAUCAUGAAGCAAUACAAAGAAGCUUUUGAUUAACUUUAGACAUGAACAUCAAUACAUCAAUGUGGAUGCAUGCACAUAGAAAAUAAUAGUAAUUAAAAAGUUCAACUUCA
This is a messenger RNA of Alosa sapidissima (American shad), 1977 nucleotides long. It is a transcript of the gene wasb, whose product is annotated as WASP actin nucleation promoting factor b. The transcript is spliced from 12 exons. Gene Ontology annotation, biological process: actin filament organization. The record is from RefSeq and is a predicted model, not a curated record. Gene Ontology annotation, molecular function: actin binding. Bases 170 to 1690 code for a protein of 506 amino acids. NCBI's taxonomy places the organism in Eukaryota, Metazoa, Chordata, Actinopteri, Clupeiformes, Clupeidae.